GGUGUGGGGAUGGGGUGCCUGCAGGGACAUCCUCUUGGCACGGGAGACCCCUUCACUGCCUGCUCUCACGGUGAGCCUCUGCAGUGUGUGUGGCGAGUCGUGCUUAGUAGAACAGGUUCUCUUCAGUAUAUGCCCAUAAAUUGUCUGGCUUUCAAACUCCAUAUGCAAAUGAUAAAAUAUUACUAUAUUUUAUUUAUUCACAUCUGCCUUCGCAGUUAUAUAUCUGCCAGCAUUUCUUGCGCUCCUGAACAAGUGCAUUUCCCACCUUGCUCAGAAAUGAGCACCUUUCAGUAACAGUGCAGCUACUGGCAUCAGCUGUAGCUCUCUCACAUAUCCAGCCUUUCAGCACCCACCUUUUUUUUUCUUUUUUUUUUUUUUUUUCCCUUUCCCUUUUUGGAAAAUGCAGGUUUUUUGAUAGUACACCAUCAAAUGAGUGCCUGCAGUAGGUCAGUACCAAGAUUAUACAUCUGAAGCCGAGCCAGCUGCUGCAGUGGGGAGGCACUGGUUUAACAAAGCGAAUUCCAACCCCAGAAUUGCCAGGUUCUCAUCCAUGCACCUUCCUUGCAAGGACGCUACCUUGGUUAUUCUGAAUUAACUGGAAAAAUGCACAGACAUCACACAAAAUCAGAGUGCAUAAAAAACAGUUUUCUAAUCCACAAGGAUACGUGCAUGCAUAGAUACACAGAGGAAGCCAGAAAUGUUUUUAGCCUAUUGACCAGCCUGGGAUUUCUCCCUCCCCACCCCCAGAAAUACCACCCAGAGCCAAGAAGCUACAGCCACCCCAGAUGGAUGCAUUUCCCUGAGAAGUUUUGAUAAUUAGAGUGUGAGACAGCUGUAUAUAUCCCUGGGCAGCCCAGGAUGGAAGCUCCAGCUGGGUCACCUCACUUCCCACUCCCGAGCAGGAAGGUUCCCUCCAGGUCACCACACAGUGCUCUGCUCGGUAAAGGGAUUGGGUUAGUUAAGUCUAAUACAGACACGACCUCACCACUGCUCUGCUCCUGUAUUAUUCUGAAGUUGAGUACCAGAAAGAAGGCAGACAGAAAUCAGCUUUGAGUCUAACCUGAAAGAUUACUUAAGGGGUUACUUACAUUUAUUUUCUUUUUAAUGUUGUUUAUAUUGCCACUUUCAAUAUCUCGCUGGUGUUUGAGACAGGGCCCACGUUGGUAGAGUGGUAGGAAAGUGUUGCUUAGCAAAGGCAGUGGAAAUGGGAUUGCCUCUUGUGCUGUGUUCUUCUUGUAGUUAAGGUGAGCCUUUGUACAGAAGGGGGGCAGGACAGAUAGAGCUGCCUUUCACACAGAUUGUUUUCCCAGGGAAAGGUUUGUUCUAGGGCACAGGGAGAGGCAACCCACGAGCUGUCCUGCGGUUCUAUCCCAUCUGCAAUACUGAGAAUACCUUGAAGAGCAGGAUGCCUCCCUCCAAUUCUCAGCUCUGGUGUCCCUCUAGAGACAAAUCUCAGCAACUGAUCUGUAGUUCACAGUUGGGCCAGCCUGGAUUUUUGGAGAUGUAUGUGAAGAUUGCUCCAGUGAAGAGCUUCAGCUCCACAAAGAGCAAAAAAGUUUCUGUUCGAGAAAUACGCACCCACUCAGCAAAACAAAAACAACUUUUAAAGGUUGUUCUCGGUAGAAAUCACUCCAUGCCCCAUUACCUGCUUGAGUGAAACCAGACUAAAGAAGUUCUGUCAUGGCAGCUUUUCUGCUGGGAGCUGUGCUGCUCAUUGUUCAACCUCAGAUAGUGCCUUCUAGACCGGCUAUAAAUUCAAAGGCUGAGACUUCUGCUCAGUCUGCUCAGAGAGAGCUUUUAAAGAAAACAUCUCAGAAAAAUGACUUCAAGGAAAACAUUCAUUCUAAUGGAUCAUGCCGGCAGCUGCCACAGACUAUCAUUAUUGGAGUGAGGAAAGGUGGAACAAGAGCUUUGUUGGAGAUGCUGAGUCUUCAUCCUGAUAUUGCAGCAGCAGAAAGUGAAGUCCACUUCUUUGACUGGGAAGAUCAUUAUAGAAAUGGAUUGCAAUGGUAUAUUAAUCAAAUGCCAUUCUCUUAUCCCCAUCAGAUCACAGUGGAAAAAACUCCAGCAUAUUUCACAUCACCUGAAGUGCCUGAAAGAGUUUAUAACAUGAACCAAUCCAUGAGAUUACUCCUUAUUUUAAGAGACCCAAGUGAGAGAGUACUGUCAGAUUACACCCAAGUGUUCUAUAACCACAUGCAAAAGCACAAGCCGUAUCCCUCCAUUGAACAGUUCCUGAUUAAAGAUGGUGAACUCAAUGUGGACUACAAGGCAAUAAACAGAAGCUUAUACUACAUUCACAUGCAGAACUGGUUGAAGUAUUUUCCCCUUGAUCAUAUCCACAUUGUAGAUGGGGAUAAACUAAUCAAAGAUCCCUUUCCAGAAAUAGAGAAGGUAGAGAGAUUUUUGAAAUUAUCACCACAGAUAAAUGCUUCAAACUUUUAUUUCAAUAAAACUAAAGGCUUCUACUGCCUAAGGGACAGUGGGAGGGAGCGCUGUUUACACGAGUCAAAAGGACGAGCUCACCCACAAGUAGAUACUCGGUUACUUGAGAAACUGCAUGAGUAUUUCUAUGAGCCCAACAAGAAAUUUUUUGAGCUUGUUGGAAGAACAUUUGACUGGCACUCAUCUGUGGCAAGUUAGUGGUAAAUGUGAGAACCUAUGUUCUGGUGUAAAUUUAGAAACUUUAAAAAGGGCAUUUAAGCUAUAAUUUAUUUGUAAAAAUUCAUAAUUACUUCUGUACAGUAUUAGAUUCACAAUUGCCAUAUAUACUAGUUAUAUUUUUCUACUUGUUAAAUUUGAAAGCAUUUUGUAUUGUUUUUCAUGGUUGUUAACAUUGUGUAUGAUGUGUCUAUAUGAAGAAAGUAAAUUAUUUCACUGCAGAAGAUGCUCUCUUGAGAAUGUGUUGUCUUUUUAAUAAAUAAGAAAUUCAUUUCAACAAAACCCUUCAGAAUUAUUUGAAUACUUCAAUCUUUCUGAACUUUAUCCUCUAGUUGCUAAUGGAUAUGCUAAACUUUACAUUUCCACUUCUAUUGCUCUAAAUUGUGGUCUAAUAAUUUCUUUUUAUCUGAAAAUAUUCUUGUAAUUUGAAAAUUGUUCUAUCCUGGUUUAUGAAAUUAUUUCUUGAUAAUGUGGUGUUUAUACGUGUUGGGACAUGCAUACCUAAAGGACAGUGGAAGACUGUCAUGAAGCAUGUUAACAGCUGUACUUACCUUCCUAUUUAAUGUUGUAGUAACUGCUCCUCAAAUUCCUUCGCAGAACCCUACUAGUUUCACUGCAAACUUUUAAAGAUUCUGUGGGGAGCAGCUCAUGAAAUCAGAGUUAAGUGCAGAAAAUGAUUAAUCUAAAAACUUUCUACAGUCUGUGAAUGUAUAUAUCCUUCAUUAUGAAAGAGAUGUUUGAGAGAAGAAUAUAAGCAAUAUAGGGACAUUUUAAAGGCUGCUAACUGCUGUUCCUAAAUUUUAUGGCACACAUUCUUUCCCAUUACUGAAAAUCAAUGGUUACACCAGAAGAAUUAGCUGGUCUACAUUCUAGUAAGCAGCAGCUUCAUUCUUAUAAAUAUUAACACACUUUUACUUUAUUGAACACUUUUCAAUGAGUUGAGCAGCUGCUUCAUGUAACUUAGAAGUGCUCGUGGGCUACUAUUCAAUUAAUCUCUUUCCAGGAAAUGUAAAGCCAAGCUUUGGAUCCAGCCUCGGGUACCAUGGAAUUAACCCAAAUUCCAGGAACUUUUAUGGUCUUCCAUCUGCUAAAAAUGGAAGUUAGAUGCUAGUACAUUGGUAAAAGUUACAGCUUUUCCUAUCUAUGUUACUUCUGAUGUUCCAUUAGCCAUCAAUUUCUGGCAUUAGAGUUAAUCCCAUUUCCACAGAAGGCUUACUAUAGUACUUUCAUUAUGAGCUCCUAAUUUUCAUGUUAUGAUCUAAAAUAUACCCUUUGAACAUUCAGUGACAAUACCCUGUACAUUUAAACUUGUUACUGAUUGUUUCAAUCCUUCAUAAAAUUUAAAUAAAUGUAGAUAGGUUAAUUUUUCCUGGUGAGAUGGUUUAAACUUGGGCACUGUGACAAGGUACCCUCUGGAUGCAAGUAUCCCAUAUUAUGCUGCUUGCAUGAAAAUUUGCAGAUGCUUCCCCUCUAUAUCCCACUACUUGUGCACCUGCCCAAGCUGUAUUCAACCUCAGAGAGGUUGUUGGUGUUUGUUUCAUAAAGUAGACCUUUGAUGAAAGCCUACUAUGAAAUGGUAUUGUACUCAAUAAAAUAUUUUCUGAAUUGCA
This is a messenger RNA of Gallus gallus (chicken), 4271 nucleotides long. RefSeq names its product heparan sulfate-glucosamine 3-sulfotransferase 1 (gene HS3ST1). The transcript is spliced from 3 exons. Gene Ontology annotation, molecular function: [heparan sulfate]-glucosamine 3-sulfotransferase activity. The record is from RefSeq and is a predicted model, not a curated record. Lineage: Eukaryota; Metazoa; Chordata; Aves; Galliformes; Phasianidae. Bases 1681 to 2643 code for a protein of 320 amino acids.